Sycon ciliatum is the source of this 4690-nucleotide messenger RNA. RefSeq names its product tyrosine-protein phosphatase non-receptor type 9-like. Lineage: Eukaryota; Metazoa; Porifera; Calcarea; Leucosolenida; Sycettidae. The transcript has 15 exons. Gene Ontology annotation, biological process: protein dephosphorylation. Gene Ontology annotation, molecular function: protein tyrosine phosphatase activity. The record is from RefSeq and is a predicted model, not a curated record. The coding region runs from base 294 to 3338 and encodes 1014 amino acids.
GACAACUCUGUGAAGCGAAAGGCUUCUUCUCCGUGAACUCUGUUGGAUGCGCAGUUCCCGUUCAGGCCAGGUCCUUCUUUCUUUUGCUUGCUGCAUACUUGUAGUAUUUGCUUUUGUACUUGCAAAAGCAAUGUCGAGCGAGUAGCCAGUUUUCAACUGUAGCAUUUCGCCUGCAGCUAGCUGUGAUUUGGUCACCGUACUCCGUAGCUUUGUCGCGGAAAAUUCUGCGCCUGGCCAAUUUUUCACUUCUUGUGAAUAGCACCAGAACUUCUCGUAGUAGAUUGCUGUACACAAUGGCUACUGCUGCUGCUGUCGGUGACUCUGCAGCUGCAGACUUGACACUGACCAGCUCUGAGACUGAGAUCGUCAAGACCUUUUGCAGCACUUUGCAGGAAAAAGGUGAGAAGGUUGCCUGGCAGGAGGCCGUGAAGGUGGUCUCUGCGAGGAAGUUUAAUGUGGAACGGGCAUUGGACCUGUAUGAACGUUAUAAGUCGUUACGUUCAGAGCUGUCGCUGGACUCUCUCGCCCCGCUGGAGGAUCCACUGCACUCUGACUUGACUUCCGGCAAGUUUACGAUCUUGGACUGCACGUCGAAGGAGGGAUGCCGCAUAGCCGUCUUCACCACGGCCCUGUACUCUGGCUUCGACACACCGCAGGGCAAGGAGCUGCUUAUGCAGAACAUCCUCUUCAACCUCGAUGAAUGCUUGCUGUCAGCGGCCGCCCAGCGCAACGGUAUCAUUCUUGUGAUCAACCUGCGCGACGCCGGCGCGCGGUUCAGUGAUCGCCGCCUGGCCGUAGAGAUCCUCGAUCUGCUGCAGGAUCGCUACCCGGCACGCGUGACGAAAGUGUACGUGAUUGACGCGCCAUGGUGGGCCCGAGCAAUCUACGGUAUCAUUUGGCCUUUCUUGAAGGAGAAGAUCAGAAGCAGAGUGCAAAUGAUCUCACAAGCAGGCCUGCAGCGUCACAUUGAUUCCGACCUCUUGCCAGUGACCCUCGGUGGCAACCAGCCGUCGACGCAUGACGAGUGGAUACGCCUCUGCACCACCAAUUACGUACAGCGGCACCGCGUACAGGAGGUUGCGGCGAGUGAGGCGCCCCCAAAGCCACCAAUCCGGACGUCAUCUCAGUCAGAGUCGUCACGAAUGGCAGUCACUGCUCGCAAUAUGCGAUCCAGCCCCGCAGCACCUCCUCCACAAGAAGGUCCUGCCCCUGUUCCACCCAGGCGACGUACCUCGCUGAAGCGGAAGGCAACUGCGUUCGACAUGAGCAGCGCAGACGCUAUCACACUAGCUCAGCUCCACGAUCGCCUGACUAACUCUGUGCCCAACUCAUUCGCUGCCGAGUAUAUGUAUAUACGCAAGGAGGCGCCACGAGGCAACUUUGUCGCAACAAGAUCUCCCAUGAACUUGCCUAAGAAUCGUUAUGCUGACAUCCUGGCCUUGGAGGAGACCAGAGUUCACCUGAGAACGCUUGCCGACGAAUACGGUCAAGCAGUCCCCGGCACCGACUACAUCAACGCUAACUUUGUAUCGACGCCAAAGUCCGACCAUGCCUACAUUGCCUGCCAGGGUCCCCUGCCCAACACGUUUGAGGACUUCUGGAGAAUGGUCUGGGAGUACCGCGUCCGUGUCGUAGUCAUGACAACAAAGCUUGUUGAGCGUGGCCGUGUCAAGUGUGACGAGUACUGGCCUGUGGAAGGUGGUGAGGAGUUGUACGGCCGAUUCGUUCUGGAAAUGACGUCUGAACACAUCGGCUCUGACUUCUCCACCAGAGAGUUUUCCCUCAGCUACAACGGUGAGAAGCGCCCAGUCACCCAGUACCAGUUCACCGCCUGGCCUGACUUUGGCCUGCCGGCCACCGCCGCAUCCAUGCUGGACGUCAUUGAGAACAUGCACCUGACCAACGCCACUGCCGUGGACGCCGACGGAGCAGAGCCGCCCGUUGUUGUUCAUUGCAGCGCCGGCGUCGGCCGAACGGGCACCCUCAUGGCCACGGACAUCUCUUGCCAGUGCCUCGUCGCUUCAGGAAAGUGCGACAUUCCAGGCACGGUACGGCACAUCCGCAACCACCGCGCCUUCUCUGUGCAGACGCCCGACCAGUAUCAGUUCAUCUUCAUGGCCGCUCUGGAGUACGGUGAGGCACACGCUGUCGCGGCGGCCACUGAGAAUGAUGACGCUGCAGUGCAGCAGGGCUUUGGGUCAACGGACGAGAGUUUCGAGAGGCCCGUCGACGAGGUGCCGGCAGCGAGCGCAACGAACGGAGUGGCGGCCUACAGCAACACUGCCGCCUUCGAAUCCGUCGCUGACACCGAGGAGCCACCGGUACAACAACAACAACAAGAGGAGGCUGUCACGUCGUCAGGUACGUACGAGAAUGACGAUGAGCCUGUUGCCGCCCCCGCUGAUCCGGCCGUUUCCGGUGCUUACACGAAUGAGGGAGCGGUCGUGUCUGCGUCGCCCUCCCUAGUGGACGCGCAGGCUCCUGCCAAGACUGCCGCUGACGAAAUGCAGCCGGCUGUCGAAGAGGAGGCGGCGGCAGAUGUGCCAGAGACAGUGGAAGAGCCGGCUGUGGAAGAGGUAUCAGCUGCGCCAGAGGCCGACCAGGAACCAGCUGCAACUGAAGAACCUGCUGCUGUUGCAGAGGCAGCAGAGGAGGUAGCAGAGCAACCUGCUGCAACAGAAGAACCAACUGCUGAUGAGCCUGCUGCAACAGAGGGCCUAACUGCUGAGGAGCCUGCUGCAACGGAGGAACCCACUGCUGAGGAGCCUGCUGCCACGGAGGAACCCACUGCUGAGGAGCCUGCAGCCACAGAAGAACCCACUGCUGAGGAGCCUGCUGCCACAGAAGAACCCACUGCUGAGGAGCCUGCUGCAGUAGAGGAACCCACUGCUGAGGAACCUACUGCUGAGGAGCCUGCUGCAGUAGAGGAAUCCACUGCUGAGGAGCCUGCUGCAGUAGAGGAGCCAACUGCUGAGGAGCCUGCUGCAGUAGAGGAGCCAACUGCUGAGGAGCCUGCUGCAGUAGAGGAGCCAACUGCUGAGGAGCCUGCUGCAGUAGAGGAGCCAACUGCUGAGGAGCCAGUCGAGGAAGCUGCUCCAGAGCCUGCCGCAGCGGAAGAGCCUGCUACAUCAGAGGAGCCCGCUGCAACCGAAGAAGUAGCAGACGAAAGCCCUGCUGCAGAGGCGGCUGAACCUUCUGCUGCUGCUGCAGAUGAGCCAGCAGGCGAAGACGUUGCAGAGGCAGCUGCUGCAUCGGAGGAAGCCGCUGGAAAAGAUGAGAAACGUGCCGGCGGCAACCAGCAACGCAAAGGGAAAAAGGGUCGCAAGGGUCGCCGUUGAGAAGGACUGAAGGACUAGAGCACUGCUGCUUUCGCUGCGGGUGUGUGCGCUCGCGACUCGUAGCGCCGGAGUUGUUUUAGUAUUGGUGCUGAUCUGGCCUGGCACUCUGUAUCCUCAGUGUGGAGAAUCCAGCAACUCUGCUGGUAGCCAAGUUCAGUAGGCCUCACCUACUUCAAGUCGCCCUUCGGCUGGCCAGCUGGGUUGUUAAUUGCCACCUUGGUACGCUGCCCACUGUGUAGCUGGCCAGGUUUUAGCAUGAUCGUGUUUUGUGUUUUUUUCUUAUAGGAUUCUUUCUUUGUCAUUUUCUGUUUAAUUUCUCUCGUUUUCUGCCUUCUACAAUUGUGACAAUGGCAUCAAUGCCAAUGGGCUUUCACCCAACCUUGGACCGCUGCUCGUGCUUUGUCGGACUUAAGGUGCUGUAUUCCGUGCCCUCGGCGACUGCGCAUACUCGCUUGUUCAUGCACACAUGCUUAUGGCAGUCUUCCAUCUGUCUGUCUAUCUAUCUCUUUCACUGUCAUACAUACGCGCACACAGACACACACACACGUGCCCAUACUCGCAAAUUCAGUGUACAGUUGCCACAGACUUGCGUCUGCCUCUAUUCGGUGAUCAGGUCACAUACAGAUCCCAUCACUAUCCGUCCGUUUUGGUCGGCGAGCCAGCAGCACCCUCGCUGCGCAGGUUCUUCUAGGCCUAGGAUUGAUAUGAAAUUCUUACAGACUGGAGAGAAAUUGACUAAUUCCAUUCUUGGACUGUCCUAUGGUCUUUAUUAUUAUUAUUAUCACUACUACUACUACUGCUACAUUUGACUAUUAUUGGCUUAAAGCUUGCUGGUACUAAUACUGUUCCUGUCAGGCUUCAUUUGUUGACAUGCAUUCUAGACCAUUUAUCUAGCUUCUGCUGGUAGUACUAGUAGCGUCCGUUUGUUUUCGCAACCAUCCCCUCCCUCUCGCUUGUCGGUGCUUAUCCUGCGUUUUGUUCUGGUGUAGCACGCUGCUAUCUGUCACCUCGUGUUGAGCUAGCUGCACCGGUCCGCGCACCCUGUCCAUAUGUCCGUGUGCCUCUCUUUCUCUCUCUCUCUCUCUCUCUCUCUCUCUCUCUCUCUCUCUCUCUCUCUCUCUCUCUCUCUCUCUCUCUCUCUCUCUCUCUCUCUCUCUCUCUUCCCCUGGGUAUUUCUCUUUAACUUUUUUCCCCUGCUUCUUGUCGUUUGUAUGGUAGCAAUGUUCUGCUGCCUUCUCCGCUUUCACAUAUUCUUUCUCUACCCCCGUCUUAGCUAGGUACAGCUGCAUCUCUAUUGGGCUAGUGUGCGCCGUCUGAAUUGAGUUUAUCCCGACACGCGUCGUGUAACUGUG